AUGAGCCAGAUACCCCAAUUCCUGGUAGAUAACCUAUUCACAAGCUCAGCUACCACCUCCCGACCCCAUAUAACCUUGACAUGGGCCCAGUCACUCGAUAGCAAGAUCGCUGGACCGGGUGGUCAGAGGGUCAUUCUGAGUGGUCCAGAAAGCAUGCUCAUGACUCAUUGGAUGAGGUCCAUGCACGAUGCUAUAUUGAUAGGCGUCAAUACGUUGAUAUUGGAUAAUCCAAGAUUACAAGCAAACCUCUUACCACCCUCACUCAAUCUCCCACCGCCUCAACCUCUAAUACUAGACCCCAAACUUCGAUUCCCCAUCACAUCUCGGAUAUUAAACGAAUGGAAUACCAAGCCUGAUCAGAGGGGGAAGACAAUACGGCAACCGUGGAUCAUAUGCGGUGAGAACGUGCCUACCGAACGAGUGAGAGAAGUGGAAGGGGCAGGUGCCAGAGUCGUUCUUGUCAAGCUAGAUGAUAGAGGUCAUAUACCACCUUCGUCCUUACCUUCCAUAUUGACGUCUUUAGGAUUGCGAUCAGUAAUGAUAGAAGGUGGAUCAAGGAUAUUAUCCACGUUUCUUCAUCGUCCCAAGAGAGAUGACGGUAGUAAGCUAGUCGAUAGUGUGGUUGUGACUGUAGCACCUAUGUUCAUAGGUGAAGGUGUAGGGGUGGUGCCAGAGGGCGAAGAUGUGGGGUUACCAGCACUCAAGACUAUUCAUACGGAGAAGAUGGGAAAAGACGCCGUCAUGAUAUGUGAAGUUGAGUAG
Messenger RNA from Kwoniella botswanensis, 762 nucleotides. RefSeq lists its product as uncharacterized. Gene Ontology annotation, molecular function: 5-amino-6-(5-phosphoribosylamino)uracil reductase activity. Lineage: Eukaryota; Fungi; Basidiomycota; Tremellomycetes; Tremellales; Cryptococcaceae. The record is from RefSeq and is a predicted model, not a curated record. Bases 1 to 762 code for a protein of 253 amino acids. The transcript is spliced from 5 exons. Gene Ontology annotation, biological process: riboflavin biosynthetic process.